AUGUAUAUAAAAUGUUAUCCUAUCGUAGUCGCCGAGCAAAUGAUCGAUAAUAGUCAAGAGCAAAAGUUAAAACGAAUUACACCUAUUAAUGAAGAAAAACCAUCUACAUCUAUCGUUAUUGAUGAACAACCAAUACUAUCACGUGAUCAACAAGUUGAAAAAAUAUCUGUUGUACCUUCAACAACAAAACGUUACCAUGGUUCUAAAAACAAAUUCAUUAGUUCGAAAACAAUUCGUCGUUCGAAUACAAUGCGAUCGAAAUAA
Messenger RNA from Rotaria sp. Silwood2, 264 nucleotides. The record is from the annotation of a GenBank genome assembly. NCBI's taxonomy places the organism in Eukaryota, Metazoa, Rotifera, Eurotatoria, Philodinida, Philodinidae.